Messenger RNA from Neoarius graeffei (lesser salmon catfish), 1712 nucleotides. RefSeq names its product E3 ubiquitin/ISG15 ligase TRIM25-like. The record is from RefSeq and is a predicted model, not a curated record. Bases 56 to 1627 code for a protein of 523 amino acids. The transcript is spliced from 10 exons. Lineage: Eukaryota; Metazoa; Chordata; Actinopteri; Siluriformes; Ariidae. Gene Ontology annotation, molecular function: zinc ion binding.
ACAGACGUUCAGGAACUUCACAAAGACUUUUCAGUGGUGUUCUGCUGAGAUUAAAAUGGCAAUGUCAGUGUUCCGAGAUAGAGAUCAGUACAACUGCUCAGUGUGUUUGGAUCUGAUGAAGGAUCCGGUGACGAUUCCCUGUGGACACUCUUACUGUAUGAGCUGCAUCGAAGCCUACUGGUCACAGAAUCAGAUCGGUACAACUCGAUGUCCUCAGUGCAGACAUGAAUUUCCUACAAGACCUGCACUGAACAAAAACACAAUGCUGGCUGAAAUCCUUGAGGACCUGAGGACCACCACGUAUGAGAGUUCCCUUCCUGCUCUGGCUGUUGCUUAUCCAGGAGAAGUUGAGUGUGAUUUCUGCACUGGUGUAAAGCUCAGAGCGGUGAGAUCAUGCCUGGAGUGUCGGGCAGCGUACUGUGAAACACAUCUCCAGCCUCACCAUGACUUUCCUGCUCUUCGGAGACACAAGUUAAUCGUUGCCACCAGGAUUCCGACGUGUCCGAGACACGAUAGACUGCUGGAGGCUUUCUGUCGCACCGACAACACGUGCAUCUGUAUGAGCUGUGUGGUGGACGCGCACAAAGGCCAUGACACGGUUUCAUCUGCAGCAGAAAGAGACCAGAAACAAGUCAUACUGCAGGAUCAUAAAUGCCAAUUUGUGGAGAAACGCAAAGAAAAAGAGGAAGCGCUUCAGGAUCUGCAAAAUGCCUUUGAGGCCCAUGUAAAGUCUGCACAGCAGGCAGUGGAGGACACACAGCUAGCCUUCAGCUCACUAAUCGCAUCCCUUGAGAAAAGCUGCACUGAGGCGAUUGACAGAAUCAAAGCUCAGUUGGAGAUUGACAAGGAUCGAGCUUUAGGUCUUCAAGAACAACUGGAGCUUGAACUUGCCAUGUUGAUGGGAAAAGAAGAACUCAUAGACAAGCUUUUACAGACAGAGGAUAACAUUGACUUCCUUCAGAACUUUGAGACCAUGCCCAGUCCCUCUGGAGAUGAAGAGGUGCCCUGUCGGUCUUUAGAGCCACCCAUCUCUUUUAGUGAUGCGAGCAGCAUGGUUUCUGAAUUUAUAGAGAAUCUGGGGGCUUUCUCCAAGCAGACAGUAGACAACAUGUUUGCAAACUUCCAUAUCAAGGUUGGUGACAGAGUUCGAGUGAAAUCUUCUGUGAACACACCUAAAUUUAACUGGGGUAACACUGUCACACACGAGAGUGUAGGCCUAGUCAAAUCCAUAAGUGAAGAAACUGUGAUCAUUGACUUCCCAGAACAUAAAAACUGGAAAGGACUCCUGUCUGAAAUGGCACGUGUAACUGCUCCUGAUGAAUCAGUCCAUAUCAGGGUCGGUGACAGAGUUCGAGUGAAAUCUUCUGUGAAUGAACCUACUUUUGAAUGGGGCCGUGUCACACACGAGAGUGUAGGCGUGGUCACCUCUGUAAAUGAUGAAAUUUUGAUUGCUGACUUCCCGGAAUAUGAAGCCUGGAAAGGACUCCUGUCUGAGAUGGAGCUUGUGGACAUCAAUAAAUCAACUGGUGCUGAUGAAUCAGAACCUCCACCUCAACAAAAAAAAGGGAAGUUGAAUGUUAAACAUCGAAAAUACAAUUUUGGAAAGGUCUUGCUGGGGAAGAAAUGACUGGAUUUCCUGGAGCAUUCUGUGUUGGCAUUGUCUCUGAGAUGGAAACUGUGUCCUGAAGUACACAAGAUUUGUAUUCAUAUUG